CAUCUUGCUACAUGUCCUUCUGCUUUUCCUCUGUGCGGUGUGCGUGCGUGCAAUUAUUUUGGAUUUCAAGACAGCAGCUUGCCAGAAUAUUUUAGUUUUACUCACGGAGAACAUACUGUCACAAUCAUAGUAUUACUGCAGUAGAUUUCUGUGUAUAUACUGCAGUAGAUCUACGUUCUCUCUGAAAUCUCUUGCAGCCAUGUCCUACCAACCUUUACAACAGGAUGCUCGAGACUCUCACAUGAAUCCUCCGGUCAACUACGGCAGCGCGGGAGUCACCACGACUGCGACGACACAUACGGACACCGUAUUGCCGCAUACGCGGCUGAGGCCGUCAGGCUGCGCGAGUGGCACCCUAGCUGGCUUUGCCAUCGUGUCCAUCGUUCUCAGCUUCAUCGCGUUCGUCCUGAACGUCAUUCCAGUCGGCAAAGGAAUAGCGGUGUACCAGCUCGGCUACAAGAGCGAGGUUCUGUGGAAGGAACGUCUCUUCGUUCCGGGCAUCUGGUUAGGAGUGCUGGAGGGGGCAGCAGCAGUGUGCGCCCUGGUGUACGGCUGUCAGGCUGCAAAAGCCGGCCGUACCAUCAAGCGGGAAUGCUGUUCGCCAGCAUUCUGUUCGGGCUGGUUCCUGGCCGUGGUGUUUGUAGUGAUGGCUGGGAUUGCUAGUGGUGCGUGCGUAUUAUCUAUCGUCACCGUGGUGGACACCUUCUGGUUCUAUGCCGACGAUACCUGUUUGUCCUUUGACAACACCUGCACUUGUCCACGAUCACAAAUUCGAUUUGAGAAUACGGACUGUGACUUUGCCAGGCAGACCCUACCCAACAUUUACCUGGCUGUGGCAGCCAUAUGCAGUGUGCUCGUGAUCAUUAACAUUGUGAUAUCAUCCCUGUUCUGCGGUGCUCUCUGCUGCUGUUCAACCUCUAUCUUUGUCGCGCCAGAAGACCAUUCGCAGGCAUCUGUGACCGUUGUGAAUACUGCACCAACAGCCGGCAUGCUAGGACCCAGAGCUGGACCUGUAACUGCGUACGCAUACGACCCAACAGGCUCCAAUCCGCCGCGAUACUCCACGGAAAAGGAUCCUAUCCUGGCCAAUCCCGUCUGAUGACAAGAAAACGUACUCGUGGACGUGCAGUCUACCACAUCCUGGUGUCUUUCUACCUUGCCACAAGGACAAUCAGCUGUUCUAUACUUCACCACAUAUCAGUGCCUAUCUAUACUUCACCACAUAUCCGAGUGCCUAUCUACCUUAGAACAAAGUCAAUACAGUAUUCUGUCCUCCACACUCUGCAGUGUCUACGGUACCAUUCCGCUACUCUUUAGCAUCUGAAUGCUUUUGUGUCUGUUUCUGUUGCUUUUCA
Messenger RNA from Sycon ciliatum, 1355 nucleotides. RefSeq lists its product as uncharacterized. Bases 200 to 1099 code for a protein of 299 amino acids. The transcript is spliced from 7 exons. The record is from RefSeq and is a predicted model, not a curated record. Lineage: Eukaryota; Metazoa; Porifera; Calcarea; Leucosolenida; Sycettidae.